CUUUCUUCUCCCAAAUGCGACCAGCAAGAACUACAACAGCGCGUCUGUUGGAAACGUCUGACGUCGUGGCGCAUCGCUGUCAUGUGUGGAGUUGGUGUUUGUUGAUGUUGAUUCAUUCGUAAUUGUACUAAGUUUUAGACAUCGGGGUGAAUAAGUUGCACAACACCAUACCAACAGCGUUGGAUCAUUAGAGAUGUCUGGACGUGUGUACACCAGCAUCCUUCAAAGAGCUUCAAGCUGCACACUGACACUUUCCUCUGCUACCCCAUUCCAGUAUACCCACUUUGUAGCAUUUCCCUCUUCUCAGCCUCGACCAGCCCACCAUUGUCACUUCUCAUCCUGGGGCUCUUCCAGAACAGACCCCCUGUGCUUCAGUGGUGAGGAGUCGGGAAAUUGGGCUCAAAGUGGGCGACACCUCUCGACUCGUCAGGAUCUAGACUUCCAGCUCAGCCGGGUCCAAAUCAAAAGUAUUCUGCGAGCUAAUGAGCAGACUGUGAGUGUGCCAGAGUUUGAUGGCAGGGGACUCAGUGCUGUGAGAAAGUUUGAGAGCAACCAGCUGGCUGCUAACACACCGAAUGAGGACCGUCGCAGUGCAGCCACCUGCUUACAGUCAAAGGGCAUGCUCUUUGGAGUGUUUGACGGCCAUGGGGGCUGGGCGUGUGCCCAGGCUGUUAGUGAGCGGCUGCUGUACUACACUGCAGUUGCAAUGAUGCCAAAGCAGAGCCUGGAGGUGCUUGAGAAAUGCAUGGAGCAUAGCAGACCUGUUCCUCCCAUCUUGCAGUGGUACAAACACCAUGCAGACUUUAACUAUCGUGAAUCUGCUUCACUCUACAUUGACCACCUCAGAGUCUUCUGGCAAGAAUUACUGGACAGUGAGGAACAUGGUGAAGGCAUGAGUCCUCCAGAUGCUCUGGAUUGCGCUUUCAAGCGGCUGGAUGCUGACAUCUCCUUGGAGGCUCAAGUCCCUCUUUCCAAUGACCUGAUGAAAAGCACAGCCAUUCAGGUUGCGUUUGCCGGUUGCACCGCCUGUGUGGCUCAUGUUGGCACAGAUGGGAUCCACGUGGCGAAUGCCGGUGACUGCCGAGCAGUAUUAGGGGUGCAGGAGGAGGGCGGUUCAUGGAGCGCUUUGCCCCUUUCCCAGGAUCACAACUCACAGAACCAAGCUGAGAUGGAGCGGAUCAAGGCCCGACACCCACCCUCAGAGAGAGACACAGUGGUCACAGAUGACAGACUGCUCGGGGUUCUGAUGCCCCUGCGUGCGUUUGGUGACGUAAGAUUCAAGUGGAGCCGUGAGUUGCAGCAGAGCAUUUUAGACAGCCUGGAGACCGGAGUGGACCUGGACUCUCUCAACCUGUACCAGUACACGCCACCUAACUACCUGACUCCGCCCUAUCUGGACGUGGCACCCGAGAUAACCUAUCACAAGCUGAGACCUCAGGACCGCUUCCUGAUCCUUGGCACUGACGGGCUGUGGGAUGAACUGGGGAGCGAGGAGGCUGUAAGACUCGUUGGAGAGCACCUGAGUGGGAUUCACCUACAGGCUCCAGUUUCUCCAUCUGAGAGGCAACUAAAAUUGGGUCAGAUGCAUGAACUCUUGCUGAAACGCCGGGCCCGUGCUUCCCCUGCCUUAGACGCCAACGUUGCCACGCACCUCAUCAGACAUGCUCUUGGCACUGGGGAGCAUGGAGAACUCUGCCAGGAGAGACUGGCCUCUAUGCUCACUUUGCCAGAGGACCUGGCUCGAAUGUACAGGGACGAUAUCACAGCUACUGUGGUGUAUCUGAACUCUGACCUGGCCAGACCUCACCACAGCUAACAGAAGGGUUUUUACAAUGGUGCACAGAGAUGGAAAAAAUAGCAUAGCAUUCAGCUCUGUGAAGAUCAUAGCCAACAUUUUCUCUAGGCUGUCAUUUUCUGGAUAUUCUGGGACAAAAAUUACAACCUGUUACAUUAUUAAUUUAUAAAUUAAAUGAAGGGUUUCAGUAUUAUGUACAAGUAAAAUCACGGUUCCACAGACUUAACAUAAGUUACAUAUUCAUAGUUGUUGCAUCUAUCAUGUCAAAAUACAGAUUUUGUGGAGAAAAGCUUUUGGUCCUUCAGUGUACUCAUGACAUUUUAUAGACAUCAACUGGUUUGCAUGUCAAAAAUGGAAAUGUAAUUACAAGGCUACAGAUACUUUCUUUGCUCCUUGUCUUGUAUUUUGCACAGUUUGCUUUAUUCAAUCCAUCUGUGACAUUUCUUUCUGUUUGCUUUCUGUUAAUUUUACCUAUGUGUAAGCUGUGAAGUAUACUUUUAAUUUUGUGUAAAUGUACUGUCUUCUGUGUGAUUGUUAGAUGUGUUUAAGUCGACACUCCACUCAGUGGAAGAAAGGUGCAUAUUAAACAAUUGAGAAAUUA
This is a messenger RNA of Siniperca chuatsi (mandarin fish), 2396 nucleotides long. It is a transcript of the gene pdp2, whose product is annotated as putative pyruvate dehydrogenase phosphatase isoenzyme 2. Gene Ontology annotation, biological process: protein dephosphorylation. Lineage: Eukaryota; Metazoa; Chordata; Actinopteri; Centrarchiformes; Sinipercidae. The transcript is spliced from 9 exons. Gene Ontology annotation, molecular function: cation binding; protein serine/threonine phosphatase activity. The record is from RefSeq and is a predicted model, not a curated record. Bases 194 to 1816 code for a protein of 540 amino acids.